GGGAGGAGAGAGGACUGCGGAGAGCCGGAGAGGGAAAGGGGAGGGGAAGAAGGAAAACCCCUGUCAAGGAGGUGGAGCGAGGGGCUGGUGUCCGCCUCCUGUUCCUCCCUGCCGUCUUUUAGAGGAGUCUGAACCGGGACAAAACCCGCCGAGACCGACAGACACAAAGCCGGGGGGGUCCACGCUGGCGCUGGAGGCGAGCCCCGGCGGCCGCGAGCGAGCCCGAGGCGCUGCUGGGCGCGGGGCGCGGGGGCGCUAGCGGGCGCGGGCCGAGCCGGGGCCGGGCACCUCGGCCGCUCGGGCCGCGGCGGCGGGGACCAUGCCGAGGAAAGUCUCCUGAGCCCGGCAACUUCGGCCCCUCCCCGCCCCCACCCGGGCUGCCCUCCGCGCGGCCCUUCCCAUGUGCAGCCGGGCGGCCGGGCUCUCCUCCUCGCAGGCGGAUGGGUGACCUUUUUCUGGCACGGGCAGGCUGUGCGAGGCGGCGGAGCAGGCGAUGAAGAAGAAGCAGCAGCAUCCCGGCGGCGGCGCGGAUCCCUGGCCCCAUGGGGCCCCUCUGGGGGGCGCCCCUCCAGGCCUGGGCAGCUGGAAGCGCCGGGUCUCCCUGCUGCCUUUCCUGCGCUUCUCCCUCCGGGACUACGGCUUCUGCAUGGCCACCCUGCUGGUCUUCUGCCUGGGCUCCCUCUUCUAUCAGCUCAGCGGCGGACCCCCUCGCUUCCUGCUCGACCUGCGGCAGUAUUUGGGAAAUUCCACUUACUUGGAUGAUCAUGGACCGCCUCCUAGUAAGGUGCUACCUUUCCCCAGCCAGGUGGUGUACAACAGAGUAGGCAAGUGUGGGAGUCGUACUGUGGUCUUGCUUCUGAGAAUCUUGUCGGAAAAGCACGGAUUCAAUUUGGUCACGUCAGACAUUCACAACAAAACCAGGCUUACUAAAAAUGAACAAAUGGAACUGAUUAAAAAUAUAAGUACUGCCGAACAGCCCUAUUUAUUCACUCGACAUGUUCAUUUCCUCAACUUCUCAAGGUUUGGAGGAGACCAGCCUGUCUAUAUCAACAUCAUUAGAGACCCCGUCAGCCGGUUUUUAUCUAACUAUUUUUUCCGUCGAUUUGGAGACUGGAGAGGGGAACAGAAUCACAUGAUCCGCACCCCCAGCAUGAGGCAGGAGGAGCGCUACCUGGAUAUCAAUGAGUGCAUUCUUGAGAACUAUCCUGAGUGUUCCAACCCCAGAUUAUUUUACAUCAUUCCAUAUUUUUGUGGACAGCAUCCCAGAUGCAGGGAGCCUGGCGAGUGGGCCCUUCAAAGAGCAAAACUGAACGUGAAUGAAAACUUCCUGCUUGUGGGAAUUCUCGAAGAGCUGGAAGAUGUGCUGCUUUUACUGGAAAGAUUUUUACCUCAUUACUUCAAGGGUGUGCUCAGUAUCUACAAAGACCCAGAGCAUAGGAAGCUUGGAAAUAUGACUGUGACCGUGAAGAAGACUGUCCCCUCCCCCGAGGCCGUGCAGAUUCUCUACCAGCGAAUGAGAUACGAGUAUGAGUUCUACCACUAUGUCAAAGAGCAGUUCCACCUGCUGAAGCGCAAGUUUGGACUGAAGUCCCACGUCAGCAGCCCCCCUCUGAGGCCCCAGUUCUUUAUUCCAACUCCACCAGAAACCGAGGAGCCAAUCGAUGACGAGGACCAAGAUGACGAGAAGUGGCUAGAAGAUAUUUAUAAGAGGUGAUGCCAGCAGUGUGUUGCCUCCACUGGCCAUGUCUCCCUUUUCCAGAAAGUUCUUUUGUCCAGGGGGAAAUCCUUAAGGGACUAAAUGGAUGCUCGGCUGCAUUAAAAAGAGCAAAACAUUCCCACAUGUUGGGGGUCACGGGAAGAUGCCCGGUUUUGCGGGUCUUACUUGUCUAGCGGCGUUGUGUCUUCCUGGCCCUUGGGUCCUUUCCCAGGUACACUAGAUGGCACCAUCACUGGGCAUCCCAUCAUAACAUAGCUAUUCCCUCUAGCAUAAUGAGAGGAGGGGGAGAAAUAGAGCCCAUAGCCCAGUAAUUUAUCAUUUGUAAAAUGACUUGUAAAAAUAUUACCUCAGUGGUAGGAAACAUCCAGACAUACCUAUUUCAGUAGAAAUACAAAACCACUUCAGAGACCAGCGAAUCCACUCUAGAAGGAUCUAAGAGGAGAAAAGAUAAGACUGGUAAGGACCUCAAAAGGGAGGAUGCCCCUGGAUGAGUAGUUUCCACCCCCAUGGGUAGAAUUCCGCCUCUGGUCCAUCUCAGGGGACACUUUCACCAAGAGCAGUGUACUUAUCUCUGAAAGAACGAGUCAGCUGGGGCCACAUUCAACCCAUCCAGAGCCUUGAAUACCUUUCAAGGUCAAGGAACACGGCAAGCUCCAUUGAGACUCUCUUUCCAAGCACCAUUCUGACAGAUUUCCAAGUAGCGUAGCAGGGAAAAGAAUUUGUUUGCCAUGUAAGGAAGAGUGUAGGCGAGACAGACCAACACUGGAGGUCACAGGACAUCAGGAAAAUGGUCUGGUUGUGUUCUUUGCACCCACUAUGAAACAUGUCUCUCCCCAGCAUUGCUUUCACUGGAAACCCAGAAACACUUAAGCUCUGGCAUUUGAGGGCUAUGGACAGAAGUUCUAAGCCUGACCACAGACGCUGCAUAAUCUACCAGGCACAGCCCUGACCCAGUUGGGUCCCACAGUCACAGGCAUCUUUCACCUUUGGUCCCUUGAGAGGUACCUGGUUUGGGUAAAAAAGGGGUCCUGAGUUCUACACAGGCUGUUGUAAAACCGCAGUCCCAUUUCUUAGGGAAGCAGCUCUUUCCUGAGAACCUUAGUAAGACAGCAAGAAGAGAAGAAGCAAGAGCUUCUGGUGAGCAAUGGCCAGCUCUCUGAGUAGGUGUCUCCCCACCAAGUGGUCUUCCACAUAGCUGUGGGGCAGUUCCUUUGCUCCAAAUUUCCCUUCUCCCCAUUUCUCUACCAACAUCUUGCCACGUCUUCAGAUCUCAUGGGUCACCAAGAGCAGUGUACUUAUCUCUGAAAGAACGAGUUGAAGAACAUUGAAGUUUUCAUCUUCAACGGCUGCCUCCUCCCCAGCCCUGGAUAUACAUACCUUCCUGCCUGGAUAACUGCCGGCCAAGCAAGAAGCAGGGGUGCAGGUGGCGAUGGGAGGCAGGAUACUUGGGUCAGAUUUUGUCUCCUUCGUGUUUUUUCCCCUAGAGCCAGCCCUCUCGGAGCCCUAGCAAAGUGUGAGUCGGGAACACUUAACAGUAAAUAAGACUGACUUUACACAAGCUACACAUUUUCUACUUUGGAGAAACCAACAAGUCUCUCUAGAGUUUUUUCUUCAUUCACUAAAACUGGGAAGUUGCCAAAAUAGAAAGCAAGUCCUUUGGGAUCUGUCGAGUGAGCAGUAAAGCUACUUAAUCGUGAGAUGCACAGUGAAGGCUCGGACCACAGAGGCACCAAACCCAGCACUUGGCCACUGGUGGGCUCCUUUCUGCCUCAGAGAACUGGAGCAGAGUCAUGCUUGAGAAAAAUGUUCUUAGAAGAGGAAAUAUCCUUUGUCCUGUGGAGAGAGACAAGGGCCCUACCAUUAGGCCUACCUUAAAAAGCAACACAGAGAACAGCUGUCCUGUUAAAAACAAAAACAGGAAUGACUGCCUGGUACAGGGUGAGGCAUUUCUAUGAAAUUGCAUCUAGAGAAUGAUAAUUACUGGUUUACACAAAGUGCAAGUUGACUCCCUGAACAUAAAAUCGAAUCGGCUUCGUGGUCUGUGUCUUUGUCAGAACAUCAGGACCACUGGCCAUCUUAACAAGGUGUCAUUCUCUUGGGAGUUCCCACGAGCCCUUCCACCUGGGUGAGGCAUUUAUGGCCAGCAGCGCUCCUGAUAACAUCCCAGCAAAAGAAGCUGACGGAUUCACUUGUAGGGCCUUACUGUUACUUUGUCCCAACAAAUAGCCUCUAAGUCCUAAAAGUUAAGGCACUCAUCACUUUAUUGGCACACAUGACAUUUCUUUGGCCCUGAGCCCAACGCAGUCUGUACUUCAUGAAAUAUAUUGUACAUUUUACAUAGUUUAAUUUAAAAAAAAAAUACAUUUUAAGCUGGUUGAUCUUUGACUGCCUUAUUUAUUAUAACCUUUCAGCACAUUCCAAGGUUUUAGUUACUCAGGAAGGAGUUAAUUAAAAUGAUUUUUAUUUUGGUCUGAUGGAUGUUUUUUAAAAGGAAAAUUAUUAUGAACCUUCAGCCUACUUUCCUGGAGUGCCGUAAAAGUGCUUGUAAAUCUCUCUCUCUCUUUUUUUUUUAAGAAGAAGAAAGAAAAAAAUGGUGUUUGACAUGGAUGGAAACUCAAAAAUAUAUAUGGAACUGAAACAUUAGCUUAGCUAAAAUAAAAGCAAUCUGUGUUUGA
This is a messenger RNA of Mustela lutreola (European mink), 4392 nucleotides long. It is a transcript of the gene UST, whose product is annotated as uronyl 2-sulfotransferase. The transcript is spliced from 8 exons. The coding region runs from base 494 to 1714 and encodes 406 amino acids. Gene Ontology annotation, molecular function: sulfotransferase activity. The record is from RefSeq and is a predicted model, not a curated record. Lineage: Eukaryota; Metazoa; Chordata; Mammalia; Carnivora; Mustelidae. Gene Ontology annotation, cellular component: membrane.